Molecule: messenger RNA, 762 nt
Organism: Sorex araneus (European shrew)
Lineage: Eukaryota; Metazoa; Chordata; Mammalia; Eulipotyphla; Soricidae
Gene: POMP
Product: proteasome maturation protein
Exons: 6
Biological process (GO): proteasome assembly
Cellular component (GO): nucleus; cytoplasm
Source: RefSeq, a predicted model, not a curated record
GGAUGUUUAUUACUAAUGAGGCCCGCGGCACGUCUCGUCCCCAGCCUCGCAGCGCCCUUGGCCUCCCAGCCCAGGGGACCCGAGGCGUGGGAGUCCCGGCCCCGCGCGGCUCCCUCCGGCGCCCAGCGCCCUCCUUCCUUCCUAGCCCGGACGGACGCACUUCCGGCGGAUGUGGGGGGGCACACCGGAAACGGAAGUGAGUGGCGAGGCUGGCUGACGGGAACGGGGCUCUAAGACUCCUCGCAGAGCGAUUUGAAGAUGAAUGCCAGAGGACUUGGAUCUCAGCUAAAGGACAGCAUUCCAGUUACUGAACUUUCAGCAAGUGGACCUUUUGAAAAUCAUGAUCUUCUUCGAAAAGGUUUUUCUUGUGUCAAAAAUGAACUUUUGCCCAGUCAUCCUCUUGAAUUAUCAGAAAAAAAUUUUCAGCUCAACCAAGAUAAGAUGAAUUUUUCCACACUGAGAAACAUUCAGGGACUGUUUGCUCCACUAAAAUUGCAAAUGGAGUUUAAGGCAGUGCAGCAGGUUCAGCGUCUUCCUUUUCUUCCAAGCUCAAACCUUUCCUUGGAUAUUUUGAGGGGUAGUGAUGAGACUAUUGGAUUUGAAGAUAUACUUAAUGAUCCAUCACAGAGUGAACUCAUGGGGGAGCCACACUUGAUGGUGGAACAUAAGCUUGGUUUGCUGUAAUUCAGUGUGCCGCUGUGGAGGAAAAUAUAGAGGGCCUGCUUGUUGUCGAUUGUCAUCUUUUUACUGUAAUUUGAUGUG